This is a messenger RNA of Puccinia graminis f. sp. tritici CRL 75-36-700-3, 504 nucleotides long. RefSeq lists its product as uncharacterized. Lineage: Eukaryota; Fungi; Basidiomycota; Pucciniomycetes; Pucciniales; Pucciniaceae. The coding region runs from base 1 to 504 and encodes 167 amino acids. The record is from RefSeq and is a predicted model, not a curated record. The transcript is spliced from 4 exons.
AUGGGCAGGGGAUUAUAUAGUGGCAGUUGUUCUUCGAUCUGCUGGGUCAGACUCAGCCAACUCGCUGGCACGUUAUCACCCUUGUGUUCGGGCCGGAGGGCUAGAAAGCUGAGACUUGUUCGUCCGAAUCUCUCGAAACGCUUAUUGAGCACAGUCAAGCUCGACUCCGCUGAGGAUUGGAGGGGCGAACACACAAAGUUCUUCUUCUUCUGGUCCACCAGGAUUGAUGGUCUGACAGAGAGAAGUAGAGAGAGAGAGGAGGAAGGAAAGAGAGCAGUGCACGUUCGUAGAGGCUUCGGGUUAAAAGAUUAUAAUGGCGGUGCUGUUGGGGAUCGCGUGAUGGGCGGCAACCAACUUGCUUGUCAAGAGAAGGGUUUGAGGUUGAGCCCUGCUCUCCACACACACGCUGACGCCCAUAAAGAACGAAAACCCGGCAAGGCCUGUCCGAACCGCACCCAAUUGCGCCCGAGACAGGUAGAAGUAUCCAUGGAACCACACACGUAG